This is a messenger RNA of Callorhinchus milii (elephant shark), 3730 nucleotides long. RefSeq names its product mitogen-activated protein kinase kinase 4b (gene map2k4b). Gene Ontology annotation, biological process: protein phosphorylation; MAPK cascade. The coding region runs from base 56 to 1492 and encodes 478 amino acids. The record is from RefSeq and is a predicted model, not a curated record. NCBI's taxonomy places the organism in Eukaryota, Metazoa, Chordata, Chondrichthyes, Chimaeriformes, Callorhinchidae. Gene Ontology annotation, molecular function: ATP binding; JUN kinase kinase activity. The transcript is spliced from 14 exons.
CCCCCCCCCCCCCCCUCCUCCUCUCCUCUCCUCCUCCCCGGGAAUAUUCUCUACAAUGGCGACUCCCAGUCACAGCAACAACUCCAGCAGCUCAGCCCAGCAGCAGACCAGUCAGCAGCAAAGCAGCACGACCUGCAUGCAGGAACUGAAACACAGAAAUCUGAAACAGAAGCCCUUCCUCAGCCCAGAGCAAGACCCAGAGGGGAGGAGGGUGGGAAAGUUGGUAUGUGGAGGAGAACUUCAUUCAAAAAAUGAGGACUACUAUACCUUUGGGGUUGAGCUAAACUGCUGCGGAAAAGAGCAAAUAAAACGCAAAGCAUUGAAGCUGAAUUUUGCCAACCCAGCCUUCAAGACAACGGCAAGACUUACGUUGAAUCCUUCAGGAGGAGUUCACUUCCAGAAUCCACACAUGUCCCGACAGCCCAAAAAGCAGGUCCCGGACUUUGGGCCUUUGGAAUUUUCAGCUCCUGCGGAUGAAGACUUCAUACUAAUGGAAAUGAAACGCACAAGGGAGAGGCUGCGGACGCAUAGCAUUGAAUCUUCAGGGAAAUUGAAGAUCUCUCCAGAACAAUUAUAUGACUUCACUGCUGACGAUCUAAAGGACCUAGGGGAAAUAGGACGUGGAGCCUACGGUUCGGUGAACAAAAUGAUCCACAACCCAAGUGGACAAGUGAUGGCUGUGAAAAGAAUUCGAUCAACUGUGGAUGAAAAAGAACAGAAACAGCUUUUGAUGGACCUAGAUGUUGUAAUGAGGAGUAGUGACUGUCCAUACAUUGUUCAGUUUUACGGAGCCCUCUUCAGAGAGGGCGAUUGUUGGAUCUGCAUGGAGCUCAUGUCUACCUCAUUUGACAAAUUCUACAAAUAUGUAUAUGGUGCAUUAGAUGAUGUUAUCCCAGAAGAGAUAUUAGGAAAAAUCACAUUAGCUACUGUGAAAGCACUUAACUACUUAAAGGAAAACUUGAAAAUAAUUCAUCGAGACAUCAAACCUUCCAAUAUUCUUAUGGACAGGAAUGGCAAUAUUAAACUUUGUGACUUUGGUAUUAGUGGACAGUUGGUAGACUCCAUUGCCAAAACCAGAGAUGCAGGAUGCAGGCCAUACAUGGCGCCUGAAAGAAUAGAUCCAAGUGCUUCAAGACAAGGCUAUGAUGUGCGAUCGGAUGUUUGGAGCUUGGGAAUCACAUUAUAUGAGCUAGCCACUGGCCGAUUCCCGUAUCCAAAAUGGAACAGUGUAUUUGAUCAGCUCACACAGGUGGUAAAGGGAGAUCCUCCACAGCUCAGCAACUCUGAGGAGAGAGAAUUCUCCCCCAGCUUCAUCAACUUUGUCAACCUGUGCCUUACAAAGGAUGAAUCCAAAAGGCCAAAGUAUAGAGAGCUUCUGAAACAUCCUUUCAUCUUGAUGUAUGAAGAGCGUAAAGUAGCAGUUGCAGGCUACGUUUGCAAAAUCUUGGAUCAAAUGCCUCCAACCCCGAUUUCCCCAAUGUAUGUUGAUUAAUUUGCUGCUGAAAAAGAUCGAUGAGAAAAAUCAAGGUGUAAAGAUUUAUGUGGCACAUUGCAGUGUUUCUAUUUUUAACUUGCCCAAACAGACCGUGCAAUAAAAAAUUGGUGUUCAUUUUCUUUUGUGUCUGGCCACUAUUGUCCCAUCUGAAAAGCAUCCUUCUCAUAGUAGCGAAGUCCAUCAUAAGUGUAUUUGUCUGGAGCAGAGAGCGAAAGAGUCGUUGUCUUUCCAGGAUAGUUGUGUGGAGUCUGGUAAUGUGUUCCAUUUAACCUGAACUAUGUUGGGACAUUAUGCAACGGAGGAGUUUUUAAAAACUGGAGACUUCUCAGUUCAUUGCUGGAAAGGCCACGUCUUUCAAACAAGCAUAGACUAUUUCAGUCAACUCCAAGCAAUCCGAUGCUUUAAUAGAUAUUGGGCGUUUUGCCUUCAAUGAAAGGAAAUUUGUACAUGAACAGGAUACUUUGAUACCACCUCGUGCAAGAUUGAGGAAAUUUGCUUCACAAAGUGCAAUAGAUUUACUGAUUUUAAUUCUGUUGCGUUAGUUAGUGUAUAUCAUGUAGGAGUAAAUUCACCUGUAUUUUACUGUUAAUAAAUUUGUUUAAUAACUGAACAGCAUUUCUUUCACCAAAAAAUCAUGUGGACAGAGGUUGAUGAUGCAAAGAGAGCGGUAAUCCCCUAUAACUGACUUUUAUAUAAAUAAGUGUGUGAUCACUGUACAGUAAAUUUGUAACCCUUAGAAAACAGGCGAAUCACCUGCGAAAAAUUUGUUUUUAAUCUUGUCUAUUGAAACCUGAAGAGAAGUGGUAGCAGGUGCUUUGAAGUACUUUGUGAACAACAUGCUUAAAGGGCAAAAGCACGCUGGCAACAAAAUUAAGGCUUGUAUUGAAAGAAUAAAUACUUUCCCGUUUGUUAAUCAGUCUGUAAACGUGCACAGUGAUGUCUCAGUAUGUUAGACAAAAGCAAGAUGUGUAUGGAUUGUACAGUAAGCAGCCAACAGAUUUUUUUAUGUUACUCACUGAGGUGCUCCUACCACGGUUUCAACAUACUGUUUUUAUCUGAAAUUAUUGAUACACAAUAGACCUGUGUAACUAACGGCUGAAGACUUUGUGUAACCCUGAGUUUAGCCGUGUUCUAAUUACACAAAUCUGCUUCUUGGUUUUGUUAUUAGCUCGUUUUUUUUAAAAAAACACUCCUGCCCCAUAAAAUCAAAAUGGAUUACAAACUGUUCGGCAUUGCAGUAUUCUAAGUAAUAUUGAAACUGCGCAAGACCAAAAAUGGUGACGAUUACUUGGCCCGGAACCUGCCAGACUGGGAAAAUUACUAUUGAUUAGAAAAUUGGAGUAGCUAGAAAAACGGGAAUGGUGAUUUUUUUUAUUGCACAGAAAGCAGGAACAUUCUGCUGCAGAGUCCUCGGCUGUUCUUUUGCAUACUAACAUCUGGCAGGGGGAGUGUGGGAGAGGUUACUUUUUGGGGUGGGAGCUGGACUUUUGACUGGAAUAUUUUGUGGUGGACGAGUACUUAAUCUGCUUCAUAGAAUCAUGUCAUACACGUACUGAAUUCUGAAGAUUGAUCCUCUGCCUGCUUUACCCCUUCAACACAUGCCCCCACUUCGCCCACCCCCAACCCUCCUUUCCCUUGUUUAGCAGUUCAGUUAUAAACAUUCAACUCUGCGCUGUUCGAUGAUGGGGGAAAACAAACGCGUGUGGCGAGAACGUCAAGGGACUUUUCUUUUAAGCUUCGAGUGGAAUGCCUGUAAAAAUCGGCAAUUGGUAUAUUAAUCUUAGAUUAUAAUCUAUUAAGGGUGAGGAGUAUAUUGCAAUGUAUCUUUUAAAAAAGGUGUAUAAUGGUCACAAACUGUGAAAAUAGAAUAAAAACUGUACAUUGUGAAAUUUGGUUAAUUUUUUUUCCUGUACGAUAGAAAAAUGUAUAAAAACAAAUCAAAGCUGAUGUACAGGGAUGAUGCCUUACUCGUCUGUGAAAGCUGAGCUCACUGAACACCACAAAAGCAUUACUUUUAAGGAGCUCAAUGGAUAUUUCUUAUCCUGUAUACUGGUUUGACUUCUUCCUAUAUUUAAAACAUUAUAUAUGGAAUCUAAGUGUUCAUGUAAUAGUUCUAUACUCUUGCCUGCAGGUCAGUUGUAAUAAAACUAGGAUGUGACUGUGACCUUGUCCUUGUUUUUGUAAGGUCUGAAACACACAAUUGCAAAAAUAAAAAUUAUACAUUGAAAUACUGGA